AUGGAUUCGAAUAAUUGGAUGCCUAAUCAGGGUUCUGAACCCACUCUAGACUCCGUUGAUUGGAGAAUUCAACUGCAUCCUGAAUCCCGCCAAAGAAUUGUCAACAAAAUAAUGGACACAUUAAAAAAACAUCUUCCUGUAUCUGGGAAUGAGGGAUUACUUGAACUUCGGAAGAUUGCUCAAAGGUUUGAAGAUAAGAUUUAUGCUGCUGCCACAAGCCAGUCUGAUUAUCUCCGGAAGAUUUCGAUGAAAAUGCUUACUAUGGAGACCAAAACUCAAAGCACCAUUGCCAGCAAUAUGCCAUCAAGUGAAGGAGGUCCUAGCAAUAAUCCGCCCGAUCAAGGACUUGUUUUACAGUCUCAAGUUCUUAAUCCAGGACAACAACACCCUAAUCCUCGUCAACAGCUUCUACCCCAAACCAUUCAAAAUCAUGUUGCACCUCAAUCUAACCUGCCAUCGGUAUCGACUCUAUCCCAGACUCCCAGCCAGAAUAUUAGUCAAAAUUCCAACACACAACAACCUGGGCAAAAUUCUGCGAGUAAUUCUAUUGGCCAGAAUUCCAAUAUACAGGGUAUGUUUCCUGGUUCUCAGAGACAAAUGCAAGGUAGGCAGCAAGUUGUUCCCCCGCAGCAACAGCAACAGCAACAACCCCAGAAUCAACAGAUUCUUUACCAGCAGCAGCAACAGGUUAUGAAGCAUAAGCUGUCUCAGAUGCAGCAGCAACAACAACAGCAGAACCUUCUGCAACCAAAUCAGUUAAAUAACUCUCAACAAUCUGUUAUGCAAACAUCAUCUGCUAUGCAGCCUUCGACGAUGCAAUCGUCUCUAUCCAGUCUUCCACAAAAUCAGCAGUCUAACAAUGUUCAACAGUCAGCGCAGUCUAGGCUUCAGCAACAUUCCCAAAUUAUUAGGCAGCAACAGCAACAGAAUUCUAUUGCUCAACAGCAACAGAAUUCUAUUGCUCAACAGCAACAAACACCAAUGUCUCAACAGUCAAUCUUGCCUGCUCAGCAACAGCAGCAGUUUGGAGGGCCUCAAUCAAAUGUAACAAAUGGGCAACAUGCUCAGAUGCUUGGACAACAGAACAAUGUUGGUGACACACUUAAGUCCCAGAGGUUGCAUCCACAACAGAAUAAUCUCAUGAACCCGCAACAGCGACAACAACAACAGUUAAUAAAUCAGCAAAACAAUCUAACAAAUAUACAUCAACAACAGUCGGGAAAUAAUGUACCAGGGUUACAGCAACAGCAGUUUGGAACUGAUUCUGGCAACCAAGGCAUCCAAACAAGCCAUCAUUCUGCACACAUGUUGCAACAACCAAAGGUUUCAAUGCAACAACAAUUGCAACACAAUGGGUCAAAGUUGCUGCCAUCUCAGUCGCAGCAGUCCCAGCCACAGGCUUCACAACAGCAAUUAAUUUCACAGGUUCACAAUCAGCCUGCACAGAUGCAACAACAAAUGGGUUUGCAGCAGCAGCCAAGUUCUUUGCAACGAGAUAUGCAGCAAAAACUCCAAGCAUCAGGGUCUUUACAUCAACAGCAAAAUGUUCUUGAUCAGCAAAAACAGUUAUAUCAAUCCCAAAGAGCUCUUCCUGAAACAUCCACAACUUCUGUAGAUUCUACAAUACAGACUGCUCAACCAAGUGGGGGUGAUUGGCAAGAAGAACUAUACCAAAAGUUGCAAACCAUGAAAGAAAAUUACUUGCCAGAUCUGAAUGAAAUAUUCCAAAAAAUUGCUAUGAGAUUUCAGCAGUAUGACUCUAAUCCUCAACAGCCAAAGGCAGAUCAGAUGGACAAGUUAAGGCAAUAUAGAAUGAUGUUGGAACGCAUGAUAACAUUCCUACAGAUUCCUAAAAACCUCAUUACGCCUAGUAUCAAGGAAAAAUUGGGAGCAUAUGAAAAACAGAUUGUAAGUCUCAUAAAUUCAUUUAGGCCCAGGAAACCGUUGCAACCAGGGCAGCUCCCCCCAACUCAUAUGACUUCAAUGCCACAGUCACAAUCUCAAGUUACUUCAGUACAGUCUCAUGAAAAUCAAAUGAUCUCUCAGAUGCAGCCAUCAAACUUACAAGGUUCUGCAGCAACUAUACAGCAGAACAAUGCUGCAAGCUUGCAGCAUAAUUCUAUGUCUGGUUUGUCAACAACACAACAAAAUAUGUUGAAUACAAUUCAACCAAGUAAUAAUGCAGACGCUGGGCAAGGAAAUUCUGCGAACUCUCUGCCACAGGUUCCCUUGAGCUCCCUUCAACAAAACAAUGUUAGUACUCCUCAACAGACCAACAUCAAUUCAUUAUCAUCACAAGGUGGGGUGAAUGUGAUCCAAUCCAAUCUAAAUACCCAUCAGUCAGGUUCCACUAUGCUUCAGCCCCAACUGAAACAUCAGGAACAUCAGAUGCUGCAGAAUCAGCAGUACAAACAACAAUAUCAGCAGCAAGGACAAUUGAUGCAAAGGCAGCAGAUCCUACUGCAGCGACAGCAGCUACACCAGCCAGGGAAGCAACAGCUGUCAGUACAGUCUCAGAUUAACCAAAUGAACGAUAUAAAUGAUAUGAAAAUGCGACAAGGAAUAGGUGCUAAGCCAGGGGUAUAUCAGCAACAUAUUGCCUCAGGUCAAAACUCAGCCUAUUCCCAUCAACAGUCUAAACAAGGGAGUCCGUUUCAGGUUUCUUCACCCCAACUCUUUCAGGCUGCGUCUCCUCAAAUUCCACAACACUCAUCUCCCCAAGUUGACCAACAAACUCAACAACAGUCUCUAGCAAAAGUUGUAACUCCUCUGCAAUCUUCUAAUUCACCUUUCGGAGUCCCUACUCCUUCACCUCCCAUGGCUCCAUCUCCCAUGCUAGUAGAUUCUGAGAAGUUCGUUCCUGGUGUUUCAUCAUCAAGUGCUGCCAACAUUGGACAACAUAUAGGGGGUGCAGCAGCACCAGCUCAAUCCCUUGCCAUUGGGACUCCGGGAAUAUCAGCCUCUCCUUUAUUAGCAGAAUUCAGUGGUCCAGAUUGUGCAUAUUUUAAUGCUUUUGCAGCUACUUCUGGCAAGUCAACUGCAGAGCAACCUAUUGAUCGUCUAAUAAGAGCGGUGCAAUCAAUGUCAACUGAAACAUUAACUGCUGCUGUCAAUGAUAUCAGUUCAGUUGUCAGCAUGAGUGAUAGGAUAGCAGGAUCCGCUCCAGGUAAUGGAUCAAGAGCCGCUGUUGGCGAGGAUUUGGUUUCCAUGACUAAUUGUCGUCUUCAGGCUAGAAAUUUUAUCACUCAAGAUGGUACUAAUGGAAUCAGGAAGAUAAAGCGCUAUACCACUGCUAGACCGUUGAAUAUUAAGUCAUCUGCUGUGAGCAAGAAUGACAGUAUAAUGCAGUUAUCUGCUUCAGAGGCUUCUCAGCAGGAGUCAACUGCAACAACCAAUUUCAAGAAACCAAAGGCUGAGGCUACUCAUGCCCUUUUGGAAGAAAUACAGCAAAUUAAUCGCAGACUUAUUGACACAGUAGUAGAAAUAAGUGACAGAGAUGUUGAUCCAACUGCAGCUGCCAUUGCUGCUGCUGAAGGGACAGAAGGGACCGUUGUCAAAUGUUCUUUCAUUCCUGUGGCUCUCAGCCCAUCUUUAAAAUCUCAUUAUGCUUCACUACAGUACCCUAUUCAGCCUCUGCGCUUACUGGUUCCUUCAAAUUAUCCUAAUUCUUCUCCCAUAUUCCUAGACAGGUUUUCAGUUGAAUCACGUAACGGGAACGAAGAUCUUUCAGAGAAAGCGAAAUCAAAGUUUAGCAUGUCCUUACGUAAUUUUUCUCAACCAAUGUCUCUGAAAGAUAUAGUGAAGACUUGGGAUGUUUCUGCUCGUGGUGUUGUUUCUGAAUAUGCACAACAAUUUGGUGGAGGAACAUUCAGCUCAAAGUAUGGAUCAUGGAAAGAUAUCUUGACCGCAUAA
Vicia faba (fava bean) is the source of this 3912-nucleotide messenger RNA. Lineage: Eukaryota; Viridiplantae; Streptophyta; Magnoliopsida; Fabales; Fabaceae. The record is from the annotation of a GenBank genome assembly.